Molecule: messenger RNA, 405 nt
Organism: Brugia malayi
Lineage: Eukaryota; Metazoa; Nematoda; Chromadorea; Rhabditida; Onchocercidae
Exons: 4
Coding region: 1-405 (134 amino acids)
Source: RefSeq, a predicted model, not a curated record
AUGUUUUCAGAUGAAAUAAGUUUAAAUCUUUUGGAAGAAGGUAUUGGUAGUUACGAUAUUCUCCAAAGAGCAUUACCAUCCGUUGUAAUGAGUAAAAUUGAUGAAACGGACGACGAUUGUACUAUUGAAAGAUUAUUAAAAAUAUAUCGAAUAGCUCAGUUGCAAAUUGAAUACAUUUUGAAAACACAAGCGGAACUUGUGAAGGAAGUGGAAGAGUUACAAAAUCAGCUGAAGUUUAUAAGUACAGAGAAUUCAAAAUUACGAAAGGAAAUUGUCAAUGGACCGGAGACAAUAAAUUCCUUGUUCAAGUGCGAUCGUUGCAACAAACUGUUUUUGCAUAGUACAUUCCUAUACGAUCACAUGAAACGGAGACACAAGGACGAGAAACAAGACGAUAGUAAAUGA